Messenger RNA from Drosophila sechellia, 6872 nucleotides. RefSeq names its product cadherin 89D (gene Cad89D). The transcript has 12 exons. Bases 36 to 6764 code for a protein of 2242 amino acids. Gene Ontology annotation, biological process: homophilic cell-cell adhesion. Gene Ontology annotation, cellular component: plasma membrane. Gene Ontology annotation, molecular function: calcium ion binding. NCBI's taxonomy places the organism in Eukaryota, Metazoa, Arthropoda, Insecta, Diptera, Drosophilidae. The record is from RefSeq and is a predicted model, not a curated record.
GUCGGUUGUUUCGGUUGCAAGCGCGAUGCGAGCGUAUGGAUAGUGAAUCAUAUCCAAGGAAAAGUUCAGUGAAAAUAUCGCAAAAGAAGCAGGCCAGUCAGGAUAUGGCAGUCAUAUGUGUUUGGGCUAUGCCCCUAGCAGUUUUUGGGCUAAUCGCAAUAGGCCAAGCUGCGAAAACGGGACAAGUGCAAGCCAGCUCCGGCAGUUGUGCGUUUCACACGCUCGACGGCGUCGCCGCCGAAAGCGAAGGUGUGCGCUUCAUCCGACUGCGCGAAGACGCCCAGGUGGGCAAGGAGAUCCUCCGGCUGCAGGCCUAUCCACGCUCCACGGCCGCCCUCAAAGGCGCCGAUGCCAGCGGAGACCACAAGUACUUCAACCUCACGGAGCACAAUGCCACCACGCUGGUGGUCAGCCUGGCGCGCUCGCUGGAACGACUGGUGGACCGGGAUGUGCCGCGGAACUUACUGAAGUUCCGGAUACUGUGCGCAGGCAAGCAGGAGAAGCUCGAGGAGGGUAGCUAUCUGUCCAUCACUGUGUACAUCGAAGAUGUGAACGACAAUGCACCGGAGUUCCUCAACGUACCCUACGUUGUGGAUGUGGAUGAGAACACCUCCAUUGAGAGCAUCAUCUUUGAGGGAGUGCAGGCCUUCGAUCGCGACAAGCCCAAUACACCGAACUCCGAGGUGCACUUCAGUAUGUCUACGGUGCCAGAGCAACUUUCGGCCGAUGGAAGUCCAUACUUUGCCCUCAAGAGUCCUCAUCGGCCACUGUUGAUUUUAAAGAGGGAGCUGGACUUUGAUAAUGGUAUCAGGCAAUUCAAGCUGCCGAUAUUCGCCUGGGAUCGAGGCACUCCAGCCAACCAGGCCAAUACCACGAUCACGAUAAACGUGCGAGAUGUGGACGAUUUGCCACCAAAGUUCACCGAAGGCGUCUAUCGCACCAGGAUCAAUGAGUUCUAUCCGAUGACAGGGGUGCCCAUAAGAAUACCUCUAUACUUUGCUCCACCCAUAAUGGCCUUCGAUCAGGAUUCGCUGAACGCUUCACUAGUUUAUGACAUUAUUUCUGGUAAUGAGCGACAGCUUUUCCGGGUGAAUCCCCACAAUGGAGUCAUGUAUCUGCAGAAGGAAAUUGAUCUGGAAGAGGAGAGUCUGCCGGGCAAUACUUUUGUGCUUCAGCUAGAGGCACGACAAAAGGAUAAUCCCCUCAAGAAAGCUCUUGCACGCAUCGAAGUGGAGGUUUUGGAUCUGAAUGACAAUGUUCCUGAAUUUGAGGCCGACUUUUACAAUAUUUCCAUAGUGGAAAAUCUACCCACUGGCUUUAGUGUACUACAGGUUAAUGCUGUCGAUCGGGAUCAGGGCGAAAACUCGGAGUUCCUGUACAAUCUAGUUGAGACCAAGGAUGCGGCAGGUGCUUUUCGAAUCGACUCCCGAACUGGAUGGAUUACAGUGCGUGACGAUCGCCUACUAGAUCGCGAACAGCGUAGAUCUGUUCAGCUGAAUGUGGAGGCCUUGGAGCGGAAUCCUUCGUACCUGGAUGAUAAGCAUCUGAAGAAACCAGGGCCAAGUAAAGUUCAAGUGGAAAUCACGCUGCUAGACACGAACGACAACACGCCAAAGUUUGAGCAUGGAAAUCUUUACGAAUUCAAGGUUCCCAUUAACGCACCCACGGGCUAUGUGAUAGGUCAGGUGGUCGCCCACGAUCCAGAUGAGGGUCCAAAUGGCCAUUUGCUCUACGAACUGCAACGACCCAAGGGUAGUGGGUACAUCCCAUUUCGACUGGACAACAAGAAUGGCACUAUUUAUGUGGGUGGACCACUUCGGAGGGGACGCAUUGCAGUCUUCGUGGAGGCCACUGAUCAGCCUACUAAUCCCUCGGAGCGGCGAUUCUCCUUAGCAGUGAUCACCAUUGAAGUGUAUGCCACCAUUGAUGACCAGGCCAUUGAUUUCGUGGGUGCUCCAUACGAGUUUUGGGUGGGAGCGAACACUCCGUUGGGGACCUCAGUGGGCCAAGUGCGAACCACUCUGAUUUACGAAGGUGGCGAUGAAAUAAUGUAUGAUCUUCUGCACACUUACUCGGAAGGGGUGCCUUUCGCCAUCGAGGAGCGAUCCGGCAUUAUCACUGUCAUUCGGGAGUUAUCUGAUUUUAAACGGAAAGUCUACCAAUUCGAAGCGGUGGCCAAUUAUCUAUUUGCCAACUCCUCCCAGUCACUUGUCAUGUCGCGAAGUUCAUCUCCACUGACCACAAUAGCCUCGCCCGCUGAACUCAGCGAUGAAGGUGUACUCAUCACCAAUCUCACCAUCCACAUAGUCAACAAGCCGGAGCAAAAGGUGCCCUUAAGACCUGUCAUAGAAGAGAUCAACAUGAACGUAAUCAAUUUCCACGUGGAGGAGAACGUUGUGGGUGGCAUCAUUGGACAGCUGCUGUACAAGAAUGGCAUCAAUCUGGUCAACAACGAACUGGGAACUUACCGGGAAAUGCCAUCGGAGCCAACUGGUCGCAAUCUCACCAUGGGCAGUAGGUUCCGCAGCCGAAACAGGAGUCGCAGUUCCAAAUCGAAGCGUCGAUUGCCACGACGUCUGGUGGGCGAUGCGAAUAUAAAGCUUCGCUACAUCAUUGCCAACCAGCAAGAGGUGGUGAACAAGAUCUCCAUCACGGAGGAUGGCACCUUGCUCACCUUGACCGGACUGGAUCGGGAGCAGCAGCCCAGCUACGAGCUAACUGUGAUAGUGGAGUACAGCACUGGGCUGGUGAGUGGAGCUGGGAUCUACCAGGUGAACAUAAAGGUGGACGAUGUCAACGACAAUGCUCCGAAGUUCAAUGCGCUUACCUAUGUGGGUUUGAUCAACGAAAACUGUGUUGUGGGCACGGAAAUGUCCAUGAAUCAUGCCAUACUCAUCCAGGAUGCUGAUGAGGGACCCAAUGCCGAGUUUAGAGUACAACUCCAAGGCGACUAUAGUGACGAGUUCAGCAUAGAAUACGUAAAUGGAACAUCCUCGGAAAACUCUACUCAUCAUAAAAUGCCACCCACUACUGGGGCAUUUAAUAUCUUCAACCUGACGGAUCAAUGGAACGAUGAAUUCAAAUACCAGGAACUGCACACCACUUUUAUGCAGACGAACUUUAAGCUCAGUUCGGGUCCGUAUUUCCGUAUCUCCUAUACGGGAAAGAGGGGUUUGGAUCGCGAGAAACAGCAGCUGUACAAUCUGAAGAUCAUAGCCGCGGAUACUGGUGGUCUCUCGGGAUAUGCCCAUCUCACAAUCCUAGUGGCAGAUGUCAAUGACAAUGCUCCGAUGUUUGAACGCAUCUCCGUGUUCAAGGACUCGCGUUUGGAGAUCCGUGAAUACACCACCGAUAUGGAGAUCUACUUCGUAGAGAGUUCAAGUGGAAUGACAGCUCCUCAGGCAACGGCAGCCAUGAUGCUAGCCCCACCUCCAUAUCACAUUCCCGGAUCACCGAGAUUCAAUCUGGAUAGAGAGAGAUCCGUGGGUGCUGGACUGGGAGUGGUAGCUAGAGCUAAGUCACGGCGGAGAAUGGUUCGUGCUUUGACAACCAAAUGUCCUUUGUUUGCAAUUUACGAGGAUACUCCAGUGGGUACGAAAGUCCUCCAACUGAGCGCAAGUGAUGAAGACUUCGGAAAGAACGCCCAACUGCACUACGAGCUCCAAGGGGAGCAGGUGGAACGGACACCCGGAAUGCCCAUGUUGCGGGUUCAGGGAGUGAAGUAUUUUGCAAUAGACAAACUCAGCGGGGAGCUGUCGGUCAACUAUCCACUGUCGGCAAACAUUGAAAUUAUGUUAAAUCUGACAGUGACGGAUAUAGAUGGUCUAAAGGAUUCCACAUGCCUGCGAUUCACUGUGAUGGAUGUCAACAAUCAUGCGCCGACGUUUAAGAAGUCUUGGUAUAGCUUCGAUACCCCAGAAGGGGAGUAUAAGGACAGUGUGCUGGGUCAGCUAACCGCCAUAGACAUGGACUUUGGAGAGAAUGCCAAUAUAACGUAUACACUCAGUGAUUCCCAUUUGCCAUUUACCAUCAAACCUGCCUCGGGAGUUCUGAAGAUCAGCGGGCAGCUCGACCGGGAGCUAAAGGACAAGUACAGCUUCCAAGUGAUAGCCACGGACAAUGCCCCUGUGAUGCAGCGUAUGUCCAGCAGCGUGGAUGUGGAAGUUAAUGUCCUGGACGUCAACGAUAAUCGGCCGGAGUUCAUUGGCUACGACGAUCAAACGAAGGCGGUGAAGUUCAUCCCAAGUGUGGCAGAUCGCACGUUGAUGUUGCCGGUGUAUAAGGCAUAUCUGGAUCGAAGUACUCAGCCGGGCACAUUUGUGAGGCAACUCACGGCCAUUGAUAAGGAUAAUGUGGGCAAUGGCAAUGGACUGGUUUUGUACUCCAUUCGUCAUCAGGAAAUGCAAGCACCACUCUUCCAAAUCGAUUCCAGGGAUGGUACCAUCUCCACAAUAUCCCGUAUUAAUGGCUAUAAUGACUAUGAGCAUCUGAAUGUGUCUGUGAUUGCCUCAGAUGUGGGCAGUCCAGCUUUAUCCGCCACAGCCGUUGUAAUUGUGAAUCUCCAGGGGCAGGCAGUUACGGAUCCGCCAAAAUCGACGCCCAAACCAGAACCUCCAGCAAAUGUUACCGUAUUCCAGCACGCCUAUUAUGAGGUUAAGCUCACGGAGAACAACGAAGCACCCAUUGAGGUGAUGCGCUUGAAUCUAAGCGCUGGCCUUAAUCCCGAGAACUACCGGUGGUCUCUGUGGCUGGAGGAGGGCUUGGAUGAAACGGAUGCCCAUCCGCCGUUCGAAUACGAUGCCAAGAAUAUGCUGUUGUAUGCCCUCAAGCCCUUCGAUCGGGAGCACAUAUCCCGAUACCAACUGAGGAUUCGAGCGGAUCGAUUGAGUCGGGAAGCUAGAAACUACGCCAGGGUCUCGUACCCCGUGGUAGAUGAACGAAUAGAGGGUCUGUCGCUGAACGAGUGCCGAAUUCUGGUCCACAUUGCGGAUGAAAACGAUAAUGCACCCAAGUUCCGAGGCAAUGGACAACCGAUUGUAGCGGUUCUACCGCAGAGCGCCAGCUUUGGAUACCCCGUGACCCGAGUGGAGGCCAACGAUCUGGAUGAGGGGCUAAAUGCCGAGAUACGCUAUCGACUUCUAAACGAGCCCUCUCGCUUGUUUGGCAUCGAUGAGCUAUCGGGCAAUAUUCGCCUGCUUGGAGAACUUUCCCGCACCGAACACAUCUACGGAUUCGAUGUGAAGGCCACGGAUCGAAUGGGUGCAGACGAUGGCAGAAGUGGCAUCGUCAACGUGUUCGUCUAUAUCAUCGAUGAGGCCAAGCAAGUGCGUCUGGUGGUGGCCGGAAUGCCCGUCGAGGUGGAGCGUCGCAUUGAGGGCCUAAUGGAGGCACUCAGCGAUGCCAUUGGCAAGGAUGUACGUGUCAGACUUUUGGAGCCGUAUUCUGGAGGGCUGGAGCCUGCCACCAAUGCCUACAUCUACGCCGUCGAUCCGCACACGAAUUCCAUUAUGGAAAUGGAGCAACUGCAGGACGCCCUGGCUGGCCUCCAACUGGACGCACUGCAACUGCAGCAGCAGAAACUCGACGGCGGCAAGCCCAUGCCCCGCAUCAUCGAGCUGGCCGAGUUCGGACAGUUGGCCCGACCUGCACACGCCUCCGCGUCCAGUUUCAUGGGAGGAUUGGAGUUUGUGACGGUGGUUCUGCUUGCACUGAUCAGCCUGGGUGCACUGAUAGCCGCCUGCUGCUACGUGUGCAUGCGCCAAAAACGACGUCUCUGGUCGCAGCGUGAUUUCUCCGCCUCCGAUGCCGGUCUCACCUAUACCAUCGCAGGCAUCGGAUCUGAUCGUGGCCAGAAGCAGCGCCGUCAGCGGCAGCAGCGGCAUACACAGCGCUGCAGCAAGGGCAGCACCGGCAGCCAACGACCCACCAGUGCCUUCAUGCCCGAGUCCGUCUGCUCCUCCGCCCAAACGCAGUCUACGGCCACCGCCACCGAGAAACUGGAGCAGCAGCUGCACCAUCACCACCAGCAGCAGGCGAUGGCCACGCAGCAGCAGCAUCAUCAGUACCUGAACGAGCAACAGCGACAGCAGCAGCGCGAGUACAUAGACGUUCCUCUUCCCAAGUCCAUUGCCAAGGCUGUGGCGGCGACGAGUGGGGUCGAUGGAGCUGUGGGCGUCGGGAGCACUCCGUUCGUGCUCAAGUACAAUGCCUGUCAGCCCGUUAACAAUCUUAACAAUUAUGAAACAUCGCUGUUCUCACUCCACUCGACGGGCCAGGACUCCGGUGUGGAGUUCCUGAGCAGCCGCGAGCUGUACGAGACCUCGCCGGAUUCCUUUCAGCACGGUGGCUCCAAGCGCGGCAACAACACGGAAGUUCUAUGCCCCAGACAUGCGAAGGCCCACUUGGAGCUGCGUCAGCCGCAUCCAAAUACGGACAGCAGUGACACCUAUGAGGACUCGCUAAAGACGGACGAGCCACUGGUGGCGCACAACUGUCGCAGUGCCAACUGUGAGCACCGCCAACACCAGCAGCACCCCAGUCACCAUCCCCACUACCAGAACACGCGGUUCGAGAAGCGCUCCUGCGUGCGCCACUCCUUCUCCGGGGUCAAGGACGACCUCAUGCAGCAGUCGCCGCAGAUUUCACUGCGCCCCCGAGGCCACGCCCUCCGCAACUCGAUGAAUGACCUGGAGCAGCGGCUCCACAACCUGGAGCAGUCUUUUCGCCGCCCGCUCGAAUUUAGCAAAUCAAAUUCAUUGUUUUAGUUCAUUUCUUAGCUAGACAAAACGCAGUGCAAUUUUUAGUUUAGUCAACAUAGAAUAGACUUUAGAUAUUAAGAAACAAGUGCAAUAAAUUUGAGAGAUGUUACAAUU